This is a messenger RNA of Aspergillus welwitschiae, 543 nucleotides long. RefSeq lists its product as uncharacterized. The record is from RefSeq and is a predicted model, not a curated record. Bases 1 to 543 code for a protein of 180 amino acids. Lineage: Eukaryota; Fungi; Ascomycota; Eurotiomycetes; Eurotiales; Aspergillaceae. The transcript is spliced from 5 exons.
AUGCUUACGAGGGGGGUGCCUGUUCCAGACACGAGCAUUGUUGUUACUGCCUGGGAAGAUGCCUAUUCUUGGUUGAGCCCGGUCGACGAUCGUCUCUUCAUGUUAGAGCUUGACUCAAUCAUCUCGCAAGACCUUAUGGACGAGACACUCCCAGACGACAAGGCCAUAACUGUCCCAGUUCCUGCGGUUGAUUUGACGGUCGAAAACCGGUUUCAGGCACUCAAUGUAGCCGAUAUCAGUCACUUCGUUGUUCAGUAUUCCUGCGCAGGUCCCAAUUAUGACUUCGACAAGCCUUGGCCGUUCUGGUUCUUCAUUGGGAAAACCCUAUCGAAGGCGUUUCUGGGGAAUGAGGAUCAGCUCGAGUGGUUUAAUGCUGUGAGGGUCAGAGAUCGGGAGUUUAUUACUUUAACCAAUGUUGGGAGAGAGAAUAGUUUGGAUUCCCGGGAGAUGAACCAUGACCUUGAUGAAAAAAGGGAUCCGGGGAUCGAGGACGAAAGGAGCAAAGCACAGCAUCAAGAGGGAGAUCCUGCUUCCGCGGUAUGA